AUGAAGAUUGGAACAUGCAUUAAGAACUACUUCAUAGAAACACCUUCUGAUGAAUGGAACUUUGAUUCUUUUCAUAGAAGAGUAGCUGGAAUGCUUAAAAAUAACAAGCCAAUACCAUCAUCACAAACAACAUCAUCAUCACAAACAAAAUCAUCACCACAAACAACAUCAUCACAAACAACAUCAUUACAAAUAACAUCAUCAAAAACACCUAUUAAUAGUGAUGAAGAUGAUGUUGAUAAUAAAUUUGCUUUAUAUGACUUGGUGAAAUUAGCUCUUUCUAAUCUAAAUCAAAAAGUUUUGAACAGAAGUUUUAGCCAUUCAAAGGAUGGUAGGAAGGUACUUGAAAGAGCUUGGCAAGCUGAGAUGUAUCAUAGUUUGUAUGAAUGUCUGUCAGAAGAUGCAUGUGUAUUGCCAGAAAUCAGGAAGAUUUUUAGUGAUGAUGCCAAACAUGGAGGGAGAAUUGAUACUGGGGAGGCACAAACACUUGCAGAGUUGAUAACAUUAUUAAAAAAUAAGAUAAAAAGAUAUUUUCAAAGUGAUUUAAUCACUGAUACUUGUUUGAUAUUUAAUAUUCUAAGACAUUGGAUCCAUGGAAAAGUACUAAAUUGGUGUGAUUUAGUUACUCAUUGA
Messenger RNA from Entrophospora sp. SA101, 633 nucleotides. The record is from the annotation of a GenBank genome assembly. Lineage: Eukaryota; Fungi; Glomeromycota; Glomeromycetes; Entrophosporales; Entrophosporaceae.